AUGGGCUCCGGCGAAGAGGACACAGGAGGCGGAGGAGGGGCGGUGCGGGGCGCGGUGCUGAAGGCGCUCGUGGUCGUCGGCGGCGUCCUGCUGCUCCGCCGCCUGCGCCGCUCCACCACCCGCUGGGACCAUGCGCGAGCCGUCGCCGACGCGCUCUCCGGUGAGAAGUUCUCGAGGGAGCAGGCGAGGAAGGAUCCUGACAACUUCUUCAAUUUGAGAAUGCUCACAUGUCCUGCAACCGAGAUGGUGGAUGGCUCAAGGGUGCUUUACUUUGAGCAGGCAUUUUGGAGAUCUCCAGAAAAGCCUUUUAGACAAAGAUUCUACAUGGUAAAGCCCUGUCCGAAGGAGAUGAAAUGCGAUGUUGAGUUGAGUUCAUAUGCAAUUAGGGAUGCUGAAGAGUACAAGAAUUUCUGUGACCGUCAAAAGGAUCAGAGGCCACAGCCAGAAGAAGUAAUCGCGCCUUUGGUGUUUUGA
Molecule: messenger RNA, 474 nt
Organism: Miscanthus lutarioriparius
Lineage: Eukaryota; Viridiplantae; Streptophyta; Magnoliopsida; Poales; Poaceae
Source: the annotation of a GenBank genome assembly